This is a messenger RNA of Puccinia triticina, 474 nucleotides long. RefSeq lists its product as uncharacterized. Lineage: Eukaryota; Fungi; Basidiomycota; Pucciniomycetes; Pucciniales; Pucciniaceae. The coding region runs from base 1 to 474 and encodes 157 amino acids. The transcript has 3 exons. The record is from RefSeq and is a predicted model, not a curated record.
AUGAGUACUCCCGAUGUGUCCCACCUAUCCACCCAGCCUGCCCCUGCCCCACUCCAUGUUCAUCGGAUAGGCUUGUCUUCCACACCACCUCCCACAGCUUCCAGCACUCCCCCAGCGCCAAUUCCGCCUGCGACUCUGACCGCCCAAGCAGGUCUCCUCACCACAACCACUACUAACCAUCAGCCAUCUCUUUGGGAAGAUCCGCCACAGGAGACUGGCAGCGGUGGAUCAGCCCCCGGCAUACCCCCGCUAAACGCAAAAGAAACCGUCGAGCCACCAACACCCGGCAGCCGCUCAGAGACCGACGGUACACCUCUCUCGCCACUUACUAGAACUGCCGCCGACACAUCCGGCUCUACUGCCUCAAACCUCACUCCAGACGUGGGACCUCAGCAGAUAACACACGAUCUGGUGAACCCAAAUCACCCGUGCCGCUUCACCUUAGCUCCUCGGCUCCUGCCAGCGGUCCAUUGA